AUGUAUCCGCAACUGCCAGCCGGUCCCUCUGGUGUACCACCCCGGCCACCUGUAACAUACAGCCAUUACUCUAACUCCGCUCGCACCCCACACCAACUGGGUGCGACUAUUCACGAUGUUGACAACGAAGCCAGGGGCGAGGCGGCCUUCGAUCGAAUCAGUCGCGGCACUCGUGGAACCCACAGCGACGGCGCUAAGUUCAGGGCGGCGGCGCGAGCUACCAUAAAAGCAGUGAAUCGUCCACAUGCCAAUGGAUCGCAGAGCAGACAAGGAAUGCUGAAGAAGCCUUCUGUACGACCUGGAAAGGGCAAGGAGAAGUCAGACGCACCAGAUAGCUCAGAGACUCACAGUUCCAUCAAGGAUGAGGAGGACGACAUUGCAGAAGCCGUUGCGCGCUCGCUGGGCGAGCAUGUUGGAGACCCUAACGUUACGACCCUGCUUUCACCCCUACUGGGAGAGCGGGACGACUCCGAUAUUGCCGAAGCCAAGAUCAUGUCGCUGUUUUCAAAUGAGAAACCAGUAAAUCAUGCGGCUCAAGGUCACUCAUACAAGUAUAUCGGUAAUAGUUAUACGUCCAGUUCGACCGCGCCACAUACAGCACUCUAUUCUCUGCUCGAUACCAUGAAGGACAGCGCGAAAGCUGUAGAGGAGGUCGAUCCUGAAAAGUUAGCCACAGCUGGUCCCGAGUUGGCACAUAACAUAAGGGGAUGGCAUAGCAUCUUGACUAGAAACCAGUUGGACUACGAUCGGGUUGUUGAAGACAAGCACAAGAAACAGAUGGACACAUUCAGAAGGCAGGUUGGAGCAAAAAUGCUUCAGAUGCAGCAGGAUCACCACCAGGAAUUGAAGGAACAAAAGCAGGCGUAUGAGAAUCUUCUUGUUAAACAGGUCGCAAAGCUGUCUACACCAACGGCACAAGACCGAAAGCCAAGCACAGAGCCCGCCCAGCCCCGAACCGUCAAGUCACCAUCGCCACACCUCCAAGACAAAGUCGACCGUCUGACCAACGAGAUCGCUACGCUCAGAUCUGAGAACGAGACCAAAGUCUCCAAGAUGCAGGCCUCGCACGCAGACCGAGUCCUUGUCCUACAUCAGAAGAUCGAGCGAUUAGCUGACGCAAACGCCUUUCUCCGUGUGCAAGAGAACCCCAAGGACAAGAUGCAGGAAAUGGAGAGGAUGAAGCAGACGAACGAAGAAUUGCUUCAGCAAAUCAAGGACAUCACAGGCGAGAACGCAAGGUUGAGGCAGAGGCACCUCCAGUACCAGCUUUCCAGUUCACAGCCGGUGGUCGAGGAUUCCCCGAGUCUGUUCAAUCGGACCCUGGUCCGUCAUCUCAAGAAGGUAGUGAGAAUUGGUCGCGCAAGAGGGCUAGACGUCAAUGAACAGCCGCGUCGCGUAUACUGA
Messenger RNA from Alternaria alternata, 1404 nucleotides. RefSeq lists its product as hypothetical. The transcript is spliced from 3 exons. NCBI's taxonomy places the organism in Eukaryota, Fungi, Ascomycota, Dothideomycetes, Pleosporales, Pleosporaceae. The coding region runs from base 1 to 1404 and encodes 467 amino acids. The record is from RefSeq and is a predicted model, not a curated record.